AUUCUUGAGACGACAUCUGUACAAGACACACCUGCAGACACCAUGGCUGACGUCUUGACACAGGAACAAAUUGCAGAAAUGCAAGAGGCAUUUGGCCUUUUCGACAAGGACGGGGAUGGAAUGAUUACAACGAAGGAAUUAGGAUGCGUCGUUAGAUCUUUAGGACAGAAUCCAACCGAAGCGGAAUUGCAAGAAAUGAUCACUGAACUUGACGAAAACGAGAAUGGAACACUCGAGUUUCCUGAAUUUCUAAACAUGAUGUCAAAGAGGAUGAAAGAGGAGAACCCAAAAGAAGAACUCUAUGAAGCUUUCCGAGUGUUCGACAAAGACGGUAAUGGCUUCAUCAGUACAGCUGAAUUGAGGCAUGUCAUGACAAACCUGGGCGAGACGUUGUCAGAGGAGGAGGCUGAGGAGAUGAUAAAGACAGCAGAUCAAAGCGGGGAUGGGAAAAUAAACUAUGAAGAAUUCGUGAAGAUGAUGAUGGCAAAUCUUUUCGACAAGGAUGGGGAUGGGAGUAUCACAACGACCGAGCUUGGUACGGUCAUGAGGUCUCUGGGCCAGAACCCGACUGAAGCAGAGUUACAAGACAUGAUCGGCGAGGUGGAUGCGGACUGUAAUGGAACAAUUGACUUCCCCGAAUUCCUUGCCAUGAUGUCAAAGAAGAUGAAGGAAAGUGAUGGUGACGAGGAAAUACGAGAAGCAUUCCGAGUGUUCGACAAGGACGGCAACGGUUUCAUCAGUGCAGCUGAGUUGAGGCAUGUCAUGACAAACUUGGGCGAGAAGUUGACAGAUGAGGAAGUAGAUGAAAUGAUCAGGGAAGCUGAUCGUGACGGUGAUGGACAAGUAAAUUAUGAAGAAUUCGUCAAGAUGAUGAUAAUAAACCCUUCGAAUUUGUCGGUGUAUUCUAACAUAAUCGGUCGGGUCAGUCCGAGGGGAAGGUAUAGCGUCGGGGAGCUCGAGGUUUCUUCAUAUAAAAUGGCUGAUCAACAAACCCAGUUAACAGAAGAACAGAUAGCUGAGUUCAAAGAGGCAUUCAGCCUUUUCGACAAAGACGGCGAUGGCACCAUCACAACCAAAGAGUUGGGAACCGUCAUGAGGUCACUAGGUCAGAACCCAACAGAGGCAGAGUUGCAAGACAUGAUCAACGAAGUAGAUGCUGAUGGCAACGGUACCAUAGAUUUCCCCGAAUUCCUUACCAUGAUGUCCAAGAAGAUGGGCAACAACGAUUCAGAUGAGGAACUUAGGGAAGCUUUCCGGGUCUUCGACAAAGACGGCAACGGUUUCAUCAGUGCAGCCGAGUUGAGGCAUGUCAUGACAAACUUGGGCGAGAAGUUGACGGAUGAGGAAGUAGAUGAAAUGAUCAAGGAGGCAGAUAUUGAUGGUGACGGACAAGUAAAUUAUGAAGAAUUCGUUAAGAUGAUGUGCAAUAAGUGAUGAAGCGGUUGUACAGGGAUGGAUUCGUGGUGUACAUUCUAUUAACCGAAGAAGGCAGCAGUGUCAUCGUGGCCCUAGGCAGAUUCACAUAGAUCAUGAACACUGUGACCCAGUGUCUUGUGUGAAGACCUCGGGCCUACACCAGCAGACUGUUCUGAUUAGUACAUAUGCAUAACCAGUAUUACCUACUGUAAUUAUGAUGGAAUAAAGGUUUUUAUCAAAAUG
This is a messenger RNA of Haliotis rubra (blacklip abalone), 1659 nucleotides long. RefSeq names its product calmodulin-like protein 12. Bases 43 to 1434 code for a protein of 463 amino acids. NCBI's taxonomy places the organism in Eukaryota, Metazoa, Mollusca, Gastropoda, Lepetellida, Haliotidae. Gene Ontology annotation, molecular function: calcium ion binding; enzyme regulator activity. The transcript has 14 exons. The record is from RefSeq and is a predicted model, not a curated record.